Pezoporus occidentalis (night parrot) is the source of this 2900-nucleotide messenger RNA. It is a transcript of the gene TSPAN4, whose product is annotated as tetraspanin 4. NCBI's taxonomy places the organism in Eukaryota, Metazoa, Chordata, Aves, Psittaciformes, Psittacidae. Bases 1180 to 1971 code for a protein of 263 amino acids. Gene Ontology annotation, cellular component: plasma membrane. The record is from RefSeq and is a predicted model, not a curated record. The transcript has 11 exons.
CGAGUGAGGGAGCGCGGCGCCCGCCCCGGCUCCUCCUCUUUCCCGUCCCCGGUCGGGUGGGCACUUGUUGCAUUGCGAAACGGCUUUUGCAGCGGCGAGACUUCUCAUCCCAUCCUGGCUGAGGUUUUCUGAACACUUCUCAAGGCAUUGGGUCAAGGCAUUUGAAACAGCUAGCUUAAAUCAUUAAGAAUAGAUGCUCCUUCAUUGUGCUUACAGCUGGGAUUUCCCACUGCCUCUCACAGUGGUAUUGCUGAAGCUGGCUGUUACUGCUGUGGAGGAUCAAAAGCUACUUCCAACUGCAUCUUGUGUGUCAACUGCAAAACCACCAGUCAGAUUCAUGUACUACUGCAGAAAGAUUUGAUUUUCCAGUCCCAAGCUAAAUGCAUACAUACCUUUCCCCACCCACCCCAAAAGCUCAUACAGGAAGUUCAACAUUGCAAGCUCCUUUUUCUUGGCCACCUGUACACCUUGUGGAGGAAUGAUGACUGAAGACUGAGUGCUUUGAUUGUGUAUUCUAGAUAUUCAUCCAAUGACCAAGAUGAGAAUUUGUGAGAACAGCUUCAGAAAGAAAAAUUAUAUAAAUAAAAGGAGGGAAGAAAAUUAUUGCUUGGGUACAGAAGAUCAGGCUUCCCUGCAGAAGCAAGGAAGCAAACACAUCAUACAUGUGUGGCAUCUAGUCACAGGCUGUGCAUGUGAAAGGGGAGGAAGUCUUGGUGCUGGAGUGUUCAUAAGUCUGUUCCUGAGUAUCCUCUUAAAAUGAACAGUGGGAAUUCUCUCAGCAGUGUGCCAGAGCUAGCUAAUUCAGAGCUAUUUGGAUACCAAACAGAAACUCUGGAAAAUCUUCAUUCCCACAAACUCUUUUGUUUUCUACUUGAAAGAAAUACAGUGAAGAAAAUGCUUCCCUACCCCUACCAGCUGUCUGUGAAUGUCCACAUAACUUGCUUGUGAUUCUUCUGUCAAUAAUUCUCUUCUGGCAAUAACUCAGUAAAAUACACUCAAGUGAUUUUAAUAUUUCUCACCCUUCAAAAUGAUGGCAUAAGAAUUUCUUGCAAAGCUGUCUCUGGUUUUCAGACAGUUAUUUACCUGUCUUGUCUUGGUUGGGAGAGCUGAGUAUAUCAGUCAUGUAUCUCCUGUGAGAAAUCCCUCUGUAAGUCUAGAAGGGCAGGAACAAAGCUAUGCAUGUGCAAGUGUUUGCUUGGAGGAAAACUUGAAGACUCAAUAAACAAAAAAUAUUGGUCCACAGUUUACUGGUUGCGAAGAGGCCACCUUGUCAACUGGGAUCACAUCAAGUGUACUGAACUCCUGUUCCUGCAUCAGUUAGGAGGCUGUGGAAUCCUUGGAGUAGGCAUCUGGCUGGCUGUUACCCAAGGGAAUUUUGCCACCCUCUCUUCUUCUUUCCCAUCCCUGUCAGCUGCCAACCUGCUGAUUGUCACAGGGACAUUUGUCAUGAUCAUUGGCUUCGUGGGUUGCAUAGGCGCCAUCAAAGAAAACAAGUGCCUCCUGCUGAGUUUUUUUAUCAUGCUGUUAAUUAUAUUUCUGUUGGAGCUCACUGUUGUGAUUCUGUUCUUCGUCUACACUGACAAGAUUGACAAGUAUGCUCAGCGGGAUCUGAAGAAAGGGCUUCAUUUGUAUGGGACAGAUGGAAAUAUUGGCCUAACUAAUGCAUGGAGCAUCAUUCAAACAGAUUUCAGAUGCUGUGGUGUCUCCAACUACACUGACUGGUUUGAAGUGUACAACACAACCCGGGUGCCGGACUCCUGCUGCUUAGAAUUCAGUGAGAACUGUGGGCUCCACUCCCCAGGGACCUGGUGGAAAGCGCCAUGCUACGAAACAGUGAAAAUAUGGCUCCAGGAAAACUUACUAGCAGUGGGUAUCUUUGGAUUGUGCACAGCUAUGGUGCAGAUUCUUGGACUCACCUUUGCAAUGACCAUGUAUUGUCAGGUGGUCAAGGCAGACACCUACUGUGCAUAGAUGCCGUUUCCACCCUUUCUGCUCCUCCUCCAAAGGACACAGGAGAAAUCUCCUUCAUGCUCAUCUAUCUGACCUUUUCCCCCCCCCCCCUCUUUGUACUAUAAACUGUGUAUAAUGCUAUCUUUCUGAAGAUUUUGUGAAUCAUCCCACUUUACUGAAGGAGGAAGAAAAGAAAAAGUCAGUACUUGAACUGGUGCAGGUAAGAAGGAGCCUUGUCUUUAAACAGAAGAAAACUCCCAGGAGCAAUGGUUUCUUUUCCAUGGCCUGUGGCAAGGCAAAGGAGGCUUCUUAUGAGGGGCUGAUCUGCAAACCCAUGGUAGGAAGAUUUCAGUAAGGCAACCUCUGUGAAACCUUCCAGGUUGUUUUCCCACAUCCCAUGGUCUGGAAGAAAGGGCAUAGAAAAUGAGUGUUCUUCAGCAAGAAGGUACAAGUAGCUAGCACAGAAUGCAAUUGUAAUUUUACUACAGAUUGCAUACAGCUAAAACGUCAAGAUCAAGCAGCCCUGCCUCCAAGUUUCUCAAGAUGAUUUUGUAGCCAGGAGAGGAUCAUCUUCAGAAAUAUGUUAUUUUAAAGGAGUAUUUUUAAUCUUUUGUGCUGCAAAGUUGGGCUUUUAAUCAGAAUCUGUACAGUGAGAUCUGGCUGUUAAGGGAAAACAAUAUUGGACAUUAUCUCACUUAUUAAUCGCCAGUGGCAUAUAGAUGGUUGACUGUAUAUGUAAUAUAUAUUACAUUCAUAUAUAUAUGUUCUGAAAGGAGGUAAAAAUACCCAGCAUCUAACCUCAGAAAGAGGAAACCUUUCUAUCCCAUUUUACAUUCCAACUGAAAUAACUGACUAUUAUUUCUUGUAGGAGGCACUAUCACUUAUACCUCUGGGAAACAAGUAAUUACUUUCAGCUGUAUCUUCAUUUCAGUAAACAACUUGUGAGUGGG